Leptopilina boulardi is the source of this 3833-nucleotide messenger RNA. RefSeq names its product putative sodium-dependent multivitamin transporter. NCBI's taxonomy places the organism in Eukaryota, Metazoa, Arthropoda, Insecta, Hymenoptera, Figitidae. Bases 1092 to 2594 code for a protein of 500 amino acids. The transcript has 13 exons. The record is from RefSeq and is a predicted model, not a curated record. Gene Ontology annotation, cellular component: membrane. Gene Ontology annotation, molecular function: symporter activity. Gene Ontology annotation, biological process: sodium ion transport; transmembrane transport.
AAAAAGAAGUUGUCCAGGAUGAGGGGUAAUUAAAAGAGACGGUAAUUUCAAACUUACCGUGCAACACUCACAUACGCAAAACGAACGUGAAGAAAGAAUUUUAUCAUUUAGAAGGGAGUUAUAUAACAGCUCCAUUAGCCAGCCAAACACUCCUCGAAGUAUUUAUCAGACUUUCAGUCCUUUGCAUGAAAAUUUUGAAAAUGAUCUUCCAUUUAAUGCCACACAAGCAAAUAUGACAAGAUGGAAAAAUUCACACAGUCCAACGGAAAUUCCGAAUGACUUAAAUCAUUUUUCAGCAACAAUAAACAAACAAAUUUGGAUGAAUUUACGUAAUUAUAUUGGAGGAUCACUUGAAUACAUUUUAAUAACUGGCGAUGAGUUUAAUUCUAUUUUAAUUAUUGAUCCGCAAUUCUCAAGACCAUUACUAGAAAUUGGCAACUUUUUAAUUCAUAUUUCGAUAACAACAAUUCCUUCUUCUGUAUGGUGCAAACAAAUGUUAUCCUUAAUAUGCGUCAAAAGUGGCUAUCUAAUCCCAUGUGCCUGGGCACUCAUGGACACAAAUUCUACACAAGCAUACACAGCUAUUUUUGAAAAAAUAAGAGACAUCACUCCAGAGUUUAAAAUGAUUUCGGUUCUAACAAAUUUUUCAAACUCAUUGCACACAAGCAUUUAACAAGUUUUUCCUGCAGCCAUAAUUUCGGGACGUUUGUUUCACUAUCAGGAGGAAGUUUACAAACUGACUAUCCAGCAUGGGCUAAUUAAUUAUUUAAUUCAAAAUGAUGACCGAGAAAUUAAGGAAUUUCUACAAUUUAUCUUCACUUUGCCACUUUUGCCAUCUCAAGUAAUUAAUUAAACAUUUUCUGAAAAAAUUGAAAGUCUUAGUGCAAAUGCUUAUAUCGUGCUGCAAGUAUUUUUCUUAAACUAUGACCGAAUUUGGUUAAGACAAGUCACUGCAAAUAAAUUCAGCGUCCACAAAAAUUUUGAACGAUGUACUGACAUGUUCGAAAAUUACAAUACAACCUUAAUAUCAGAAUUUGGGCUUUAUCCUAUGGUGUGGAAAUUUCCAGUAGCACUUUGCAAAAUACAAGCUCAUGGGUUCAGAAACAAAAAAAAUCGACGAUGAAUAUUUAAAUGGAAUUAAUGCACUGAAAUUAUUAAAUAGACGAAGUAUAUCAAGAAUUAGAAAUUCAUUGAAUAAUUUAGAGUUGUCAACAAUCACAAAAACUGAAUUCAUUAAUCAAUGUCGUGGAAUUUACGCAGAAUCGAGAAUUGAGUAUUUCAAUGUAAGUCUUGAAGGAUUUGAAACAGAGGACAUGUUAGAAUUAAUCAAUUUUUCUAACAAUGACGCUGAUGUUGAACAUAAUGAAUUGCAGUUCGAUCAAAAUCGCCGUAGAGAGGAGAAUUUCGAAGUUGCUGCUCCUCAAGGAGAAAUUACUGAACAUGAACAAGUCCAAGUCAUUUGCUGUAUUUGCCGUAACAUCGAAGCAACAUAUUGCUUUCGUCCUUGUGGACACUUGGCAACUUGUGAAGAAUGUUGCGUAUCAUAUGAGGCUCAAAAUAUUGCAAGGGAUGAAGAUGAUCCUAUGAGGAAAAAAUGUCCAGUUUGCAGAAGGGAGUAUGAUUGUACUCAAAAAGUAAUACCCCAAAGUGAAUACUACACAGCAAAUAGAUCGAUGAGUGUUUUUACAAUCGGCAUGGCACUUAUGGUUUCCUUUAUGUCAGCAGUAACUCUUUUAGGAGUUUCUUCCGAAAAUUACACGUUUGGAACACAAUUUGUCGUUAUAAACAUUUCAUAUGUAAUUGGAACUCCAAUUGUAUGCUAUGCAUAUUUGCCGGUAUUUUUUAAACUUCAAGCAACAAGUGUCUAUGAGUAUUUGGAAAAAAGAUUUGGAACAAGCGCCAGAUUAACAGCAAGUUCCAUCUACUGGAUUCAACUGCUUUUAUAUUCAGGUGUUGUCUUAUAUGCUCCAGCUUUAGCUUUAGAGGCAACAACAGGACUGUCAAAAAAUUUGAGUAUUAUUCUUAUAGGUGUUAUAUGUACAUUUUACUCAGCUCUUGGAGGCAUCAAAGCUGUGUUAAUCACUGAUCUUUUUCAAGGAGUUUUAAUGUUUAUUGCUGUAAUUGUUGUAAUUGUAACAGCUGCCUAUUCAGUUGGAGGAAUUCCAGAAAUCUGGAAUAUUGCUCAAGAAGGAGGGCGCAUUCAGUUUGAUAGCAUUUCUUUGGAUCCGACUAUUCGUCACACGUAUUGGUCUUUAAUUAUUGGUGGAUUUUUUACCUUCUUAUCGCUUUAUGGUGUUAAUCAAGUUCAAGUGCAGAGGUUGUUGUCAGUUCGAAAAAUUAAGUCGGCAAGAUUAGCACUGUGGUUGAAUUUGCCAAUUUUAAUGUGUCUUUCGAUAUUAACCUGUUUUUCUGGACUCGCAAUAUACACCAAGUACAGGAACUGCGAUCCUGUAAAAGAAGGCAGAAUAAAACUUCCUGAUAUGCUAAUGCCACUAUAUGUAAUGGAUACUUUAUCACACUUACCUGGACUUCCAGGACUUUUUAUAGCUGGGAGGAGCCAAGGUACGUUUCAUGUUGUUUUGGGCGAUCAUUGAUUGCGUCCUUAUUUGGAAGAUGUAUACCCUUACUCAACCGGACAGACCAUAAAGUCGGAGCUCGAGGGACGCAUGCACCGAGAGGGGCCUGAGCGGCGUUCUUAGGCCUAAUGACAUUUUCUAUUUAUGGCCCUUAAUGAGUUUUUCAUGAAAAUUACAAAAUUUUUAAAUAUUGUCAUUUUUAAUUCCAACAACAUGCUCGUAAUCGUGAAAUUUCGAGGAAUAAGAAUCGAUGGAGCUAUUAGAUUCAAAAUUUCUACUGUACAUAGAAAAUAAACACAAAAGACCUUAUACUUUAAAAUAUAAAGAAAGAGAAAAAGGCUAGGUUUCAGGAAACAAUAGAACAAAAAAUAGAAAGACAAGAAAAAGAUAGGCAGAGAAAACGUAAUCGACAAGAAACAGAAAUAGAAAAGAAAGUGCAUCAAAACAUAAAUUUGCUAUGUAAAAAAAAUUAUUAGAAACAGAAGUUGAAAAAAGCAGCGUCUAGGAAACGAUGUAAAGUGAAAAUAUGAUAAAAUUAUAACAGAAAGUGGAAAAAAAGAGCGCCAACGAAGGAAUUUAGAAAGUAAGAAUAAAAAAUUGGAUUUAGAAACAGAGAUCGAAAAAAGCAGCGUCUAAAACAUGAUUUAAAGCGUAAAAAUUUUGACAGAAACACAGGUUGAAAAAAAGGGCGCCAACAAAGGAAUGUAGUAUGUAAGAAUAUUAAAUUUUUAUUGGAAACGGAGGUCAAUAAAAAAGAGCGUGAAGAAAAAGAUUUAACCAAUAAAUAAAUAAGAAGAAUACUAAACAGUUAGAAACAUUAGGAACUGCAAUUAUAUUUUUAGAUGAAUUUAAUGAAAAAAAUAUUUCUAAAAAUUAUUUGGGUGAAAGGUCUUCAGAUAAUAAUUUUAAUAGCUGUUGUCACAAAGGAAAAGUAAAGUUAAAUGACUUAAAUCCUUAUCCUGAGUUUUAACCAAUUUAUUAUGUGACUUUACCUUUGUGGGUAAAAAUUACAGAGAAAAUAUUCGUUCGUAUAACAGUUCAUUUGCUUUUGCUAGCAUGGGAGGUAAAUUAGAAGUUCCAAACAGAAAAGGUCCGAAUAUUUUCUACAUUCAUGGACAAGUAUAUCAUUGUAAUACUGUCUUUAUCCAAAUGAUGACGAUAGUCGUAAAUAUGUUCAAUUUUAUAUAAUUGAUUCAAAUGCAGCUGUAAAAGAAAGAUUAAAUAACGAAUAUAAUAAUAAAUGUUUGAUGAAAUUAU